AUGAGAGACCUGGGCCACGUCUGCCUGAGAUGUCGUACUCAGCUCCUUGUCGCGACUCAAGCCGCCCGCCGUCCGGGGACUCCUCGACAACCACCAUCGCAGUCGCCUUCAUGUCGGCCGAGCUACAGCUACACCACUUCCGCUCCCGGUAGCGUCGCCCAAGCCCAAGCCCAAGCCCAAGCCCACCAAGAAUUCGGAUCCCCUUUAGAGAUACAGAAGCAGCAGAAGCAGCAGAAGCAGCAGAAGCAGCAGAAGCAGCAGAAGCAAACGGCGACGCAUCACAGAAGAGAUAGAGAUGGAGCAUGGAAGGCACCCGCCAAGGGCAAAUCCAACCGCAGCCAUGCUUCUUCUUCUGCUCAUCCGUCAGAUACCGACGGGUCUCAGCUGGUCGCCAUGUUCAACGACAUAGUCCACGAUGUGCCCCAGCCCAGCGACAUCACCAUAUCCGAUAUCGAUCUGUUGGCCUUGGGAGGCCGGAUGGACGCCAAGAUCAAAAACAACAACUCGUCCUGCGCCGACGCCUUCAAGUUCUUCAAAAAAGAAAUCUAUCCCUUGAUCAAGGCCAUCUCGGCAAUACCAACUCGCAAAGUCCCGAAACCUGUCAUGCGCUCCAUAAAGGACCUGCUGCUGCCUCGUAUCUUGAUCGAAAAGACGAGAAACGUCCACGCCCCCGAGCUCCCAUUGACGGCCCAUAUCACCGAAAUCAUGCUCGAACUCGAUGCCUUCGAUCCUAUAUACUGGUCUCCUCUCAUCAUCGAGAUGAUCCAGUCCGUCUACCGCAUCGACGCAUCCCCUGACCGUUACACCAAAAUCAACGAGUACGAAAGUGCAAUGGCACGCCGUGAUCUGGUCCUUUUUGAUAUCGCCGCAACGUGGAAACAUUUUACCAAGCAUCGCUUGCCUUGGACCGUAGUCAAGGACGUCAGACUGGCGGGUGCCUCGAAAGCAAAUGCGAAGGCGCAAUUCUCUGAAGGAUUCAGCGGCCUCGAACGCAUAAUGUACAAUACCUUGGGCAGCCACGGAAGUAGCGAGAAUGCGCUUCACAUAUCGACAUGGGCUGCAUUUGGCUCAUAUAGUCUACUUACUGACCCUGUCAGGUGCUCACGUCUGGCUGCCAAAGAAGCUGGUCCCUUUUUGGAGGUCAUGGGCAAGAUAUUGGCUGUGGUCACGACACUAAAACCUACCGACUUCGAUCCGGUCGCGAGACGAUAUCCCAGUUUAUACGCAUACAUCAAGACACAGACACACCUGGGUUCCUUUCUGGCCGGCACUUUAAACCGCUUUGCUCGGCAGGUACAUCCAAUACUUCAAAUCAAGGCGACCGCCGAACAGGCUAUACAGAAGAAGAGCCUGGAACUGCUAUACACAGCCUGGGUUCAGCUUUGGGGCGAAGAAGACUCGCCGAAUCCGUCCCAGCUGCGGUCCUUCCGCGAAAACUCAAAGAUCUUCGAUAAAUUCGUAUAUGGCUUCAUGUUUCUUAGACGGCCCCAAAUGUCGGUCGAAGUCUGGAACAAAAUGGAACAGGCCGGCAUAAAGCCGACCAUUGAGACCUGGACGUCCAUGCUUCAAGGCGCCGCCAUGUCCCGCAACGUUAGCGCUAUCAAGCUCGUCUGGGAAAAAUUGUUAGCAUCCGGAAUGCAACUGGACACGUUCAUCUGGACGGCGAGGAUAAGCGGGCUCAUCAAUAACGGAGCCAUUGCCGACGGGCUCAAGGCGCUCGACGAGAUGGCCGACAAGUGGAAACACCAAGUGAGAUACCCCAAGCAAGCCGUCAAGCCGUCCAUCGAGCCCGUCAACGCCGCCGCCGUCGCUCUCAUCCGGCUUGAGCGGGACGACCUCGCCGCGGACGUGCUUCGCUGGGCGGCCAAGCAGGGCAUCCGUCCCGACAUCUACACGUUCAACACGCUCCUGCAGCGGCUCGUGCGGACCAACAAGAACGAGGAAAGCAUCGCCCUGCUCGAGAGCAUGAAACAGGCCAAGAUCGAGCCCGACAGCGCCACCUUCACCAUCCUGCUCGAAAGGGCGCUCAAGGGGAUCCACAAGCAGACGCCCGAGGAGAUCAGCUCGACGGUGAGCGAGGUGAUGCGCACCAUGGAGAGCAGCGGCGUAAUGGAGAACAUGAUGAUCUACGCGAAAGCCAUCUACCUUUUACUCCAAGAGGGGGACCGGGCGGAAACAGCCGUCAACGCCGUGCUCGCGCACAUCUGGAACCAAGGGCUCGAGCUCACCUCGCACAUCUACACCAUGCUAGCGGAGCACUACUUCGGCCGCGACCCGCCCGACGACAAAGCCGUGACGGCGCUGAUCGACAACCGCCGCCUACACUUGAAUGAAAACAUCGAUCACAUCUUCUGGGAGCGCGUGAUCAAGGGCUACAGCCGGGCCAACAACCCGGUAAAGGCCGAGCAGAUCUUCUGGCAGGUGUUCAACGCCGGCAUCACCGAGCUAACCAUGGACGCCAUGUUCGAGCUGCUGGCAGCCAUGAUGCGCCACCAGGGCAUGCUGGACAGCGCGGCCAAGCUGGUAGCGGCGCUGAACCCCAUGAAGGUUGCGGUAACAUCCAAUCAUGUGCUGGCGAGCAGGGACGUGGAAGAGCCAGCGGAGCGGGAGGCGAGGCUGGUGAGGAUGAAGAGUGAGAGGUUUUGGAAGCACAGGUUUUGGCAUUUGGCGUAUAAGGGCGGCUUGAUGAGCGAUGACUUGCUGGAGGCGUUUGAGAAGGCGCAUGAGACCCCGAGAGAUCGGGUUGGUGAGGAUGCGGAUGAGUAA
Molecule: messenger RNA, 2766 nt
Organism: Sordaria macrospora k-hell
Lineage: Eukaryota; Fungi; Ascomycota; Sordariomycetes; Sordariales; Sordariaceae
Molecular function (GO): protein binding
Source: RefSeq, a predicted model, not a curated record